UCCAAACUUUGUCACUGCCUUCAUUUCUCUGCACUUUUUAUUUAGAUUUUUUUUGGCGAAGCUGAUAAAAUGACGUUAACCCAUCAACUCUCUUCUUCCAUGCUUUCAUCUUCUUCAUCCAGUUUCUUUGCCCCUUUAAAUUUGCAUCCCGGAACUCGAAAUGCGUCGUUGCCCGUGACUAAGAGAGUCAGUACCUGCAAAUGUGUCGCCACUCCGCAAGAGCAGAUCGCAUACAAGACAAAUGUGUCCCGGAAUUCAAACAUGUCAAAACUCCAGGCCGGAUACCUGUUCCCAGAGAUUGCAAGAAGAAGAGGUGCACACUUGCAGAAAUACCCAGAUGCUCAGAUUAUAAGUCUCGGAAUAGGUGAUACAACCGAGCCCAUUCCUGAGGUUAUUACUGCUGCAAUGGCAAAGAGGGCUUAUGAUUUGUCCACAUUAGAGGGUUACAGUGGUUAUGGUGCCGAACAAGGUGAAAAGCCACUUAGAGCUGCCAUCGCUAAGACAUACUACAGUGGUCUUGGCAUAGGGGAGGAAGAUAUUUUUGUCUCAGAUGGUGCAAAAUGUGACAUUUCCCGCCUUCAGAUUCUCUUUGGCUCCAACAUUACAAUAGCUGUACAAGACCCGUCAUACCCGGCUUAUGUCGACUCCGGUGUUAUAAUGGGUCAGACCGGACAGUUCAAUACAGAUGUUCAAAAGUACGGAAACAUCGAGUACAUGAGAUGCAAUCCUGAGAAUGGUUUCUUUCCCGAUUUAUCCUCCGUUGGGAGAACAGAUGUCAUUUUCUUCUGUUCCCCGAACAACCCUACUGGCGCUUCUGCCACGAGAGAGCAACUGACUCAGUUAGUUCAGUUUGCAAAGAAAAACGGGUCAAUCAUCGUAUAUGAUUCUGCAUAUGCAAUGUAUAUUUCUGAUGACAACCCUCGUUCCAUUUUCGAGAUCCCUGGAGCUGAAGAGGUCGCGAUAGAGACAUCUUCAUUCAGUAAAUAUGCCGGUUUUACCGGAGUUCGUCUCGGUUGGACCGUUGUCCCGAAACAGCUGCUCUUUUCGGACGGAUUUCCGGUUGCAAAGGACUUCAACCGUAUUGUUUGUACUUGCUUCAACGGUGCAUCUAAUCUCUCUCAAGCCGGUGGUCUCGCUUGCCUUUCCCCCGAAGGCCUUGAGGCAAUGCAAAAGGUGAUAGGAUUCUACAAAGAGAACACGGAGAUAAUCAUCGAGACGUUCACUUCCCUCGGCUACAGCGUCUAUGGAGGGAGGAACGCGCCAUAUGUGUGGGUUCACUUCCCGGGCAGGAGCUCAUGGGACAUGUUCGCGGAGAUACUGGAGAAGACUCACGUGGUUACGACACCUGGCAGCGGGUUCGGACCGGGUGGCGAAGGGUUCGUCCGUGUCAGUGCCUUUGGUCACAGAGAGAACAUCUUGGAGGCCUGUCGUAGAUUCAAGCAGCUCCUCUCCAAGUGAAGGUUGAAUCCCCCAUGGCUGCCCUCUCUUGGUAAUCCUCUGCAUGACGUGGAGGUUUUAGUUCUCUCUCUCUCUCUCUCUCUCUCUCUCUUCUCUUCUCUUCUCCAUCUAUCUAUGGAAGGUUAAGAACUUGGAAAUAAGAUGUUGUCGGAUGUUGUUGUCUCGUUUUGGACACUCUCUCUCCUCUCUGCGUUUCUCAAAUCCGAACACUAUUGGUUUAAUAAAAUUUCGAUAUUGAGAAAGAAAGAAAA
Tarenaya hassleriana is the source of this 1709-nucleotide messenger RNA. Its product is annotated as LL-diaminopimelate aminotransferase, chloroplastic. Bases 70 to 1458 code for a protein of 462 amino acids. The transcript is spliced from 10 exons. The record is from RefSeq and is a predicted model, not a curated record. NCBI's taxonomy places the organism in Eukaryota, Viridiplantae, Streptophyta, Magnoliopsida, Brassicales, Cleomaceae. Gene Ontology annotation, cellular component: chloroplast. Gene Ontology annotation, molecular function: pyridoxal phosphate binding; L,L-diaminopimelate:2-oxoglutarate transaminase activity.